Loxodonta africana (African savanna elephant) is the source of this 5745-nucleotide messenger RNA. It is a transcript of the gene XXYLT1, whose product is annotated as xyloside xylosyltransferase 1. Gene Ontology annotation, biological process: protein O-linked glycosylation via N-acetylgalactosamine. Gene Ontology annotation, cellular component: endoplasmic reticulum membrane. Gene Ontology annotation, molecular function: xylosyl alpha-1,3-xylosyltransferase activity. The record is from RefSeq and is a predicted model, not a curated record. NCBI's taxonomy places the organism in Eukaryota, Metazoa, Chordata, Mammalia, Proboscidea, Elephantidae. Bases 1620 to 2216 code for a protein of 198 amino acids. The transcript has 3 exons.
AACAUACAGAAUCAUGUAAUCUGUGAAUAAAUGCAGUUUUACUUCUUCCUUUUUAGUUUGGCCCCUUUUUGGCCUUAAUGCACUAGCUAGAAUCUCUAGUUCAGUGUGAGGCAAAAACAGAUAUCCUUGCCUUGUUCCCAGUGUCAGGAGGAAAGCAUUCAGCCUCUCACCAUUUGUAUUUGAUGGUUGGCUAUAGGUUUUUUACAGAUGCCCUUUACCAGGUUGAGUAAGUUCCAUAUAUACCCAGGUUACUUAGAGUAUCUAUCAUGGGUGGGAAUUGUAUUUUGUCAGAUGCUUUUUCUGUGUCUAUUGAGAUGAUUAUGUGUUUUUUGUCUCUUAUUCUGUUAAAUAUGGUGUAUAACAUUAAAUUCAAAUAGUACCCUAACCUUGCAUUCCUGGAAUAAAUCCUCACUUAGCUAUGGUAUGUAAUCCUUUUUAUAUGUUGUUGAGUAUGGUUAGCUAAAACUUCAAGAAUUAUAGCUUUCUUUUGAUGUCUUUAGGCUUAUGGAAUGAGUUGGAAAAUAUUCCCUCCUGUUUUUUGAAAGAUUGGUAUUAUUUUUUCUUUAAAUAUUUGGUAAAAUUCACCAGUGAAACCACCUGGGUCUGAGCUUUUCUUUGAGGAAAAAUUUUAAAUUCUGGAUUCAGUUUUUUGGUGUAGAUCUAUUCAUAUUAUCUCUUUCUUCUUGGUUCAGCUUUGGUAAUUUACAUCUUUCUAGAAAUUUCCAUUUCAUCUAAAUUGUCUAAUUUGUUGGCAUAAAAUUGUUCUUUUGUAUCAGUAGUGGUGUCCCUUCAUUCACUCAUCACUUUGUAAUUUGUGUCUUCUCUCUUUCAUCAGUAUAGCUAAGGGUUCAUCAGGUUUUUUUCUCAAGAACCAACUUUGAGUUUCAUUGAUUUUCUCUAUUGUUUUUUCUGUUUUCUUUUUCAUUAAUUUCUGCUUUUAUUUUUUUUCUUCUGAUUGCUUUGGUUUUAGUUUUCUGGUCUUUUUCUAAUUUUUUAAGGUAACCCAAAAACCUGUUUCUGUCAAGUCGAUUCUGACUCAUAGUAACCUAUAGGAGAGAGUAGACCUGCCCCAUAGGGUUUCUAAGGAGCAACUGGUAGAACGGAACUGCAGACCUUUUGGUUAGCAGCCAAGCUCUUAACCACAGUGCCACCAGGGGUCCUUUUAAGGUAAAGGUUAGGAUAUUUCUUUGAGACCUUUCUGUGUUGUCCUACAGAUCUCUGAGGCUGUGUUCAUUUUUCUUCAGGUUUUUUUUUUCUCUCUGUUCUUCAGAUCUUCAGAUAGUAUAAUUUUUAUUUACCUGUAUUCAAGUUUGAUAUUGAAGUUGUCAAAGAUUUCAUUCCACUUCAAUCAACAAUCAACACCCAUGGAAGCGGCAGUCGAGAAGUCAAAUGAUGUAUUGCAUUGGGCAAAUCUGUGGCAAAAGACCUCUUUAAAAUCUUAAAAAGUGAAGAAGCCACUUUGAGGACUAAGGUGCAUCUGAGCCAAGCCAUGAUCUUUUCAGUCACUUUAUAUGCAUAUGAAAACUGGACAAGGAAAAAGGAAGACAGAAAAGAAUCAGCACAUUUGAAUUGUGGUGUUGGCAAAGAAUGUAUUGAAUAUACCAUGGGCUACCAGAAGAAUGAUCAAAUCAGUCUUGGAGGAAGACUGGAGGAAGGAAGCCAGAAUGCUGCUUAGAAGUAAAAAUGAGAUCCUGCGGAUCAUUCAGUUGGACCUAGACCUAAAGUAUAAGACCAACAUCCGGGAGUUGUUUGAGGAGUUUGACAAUUUCCUGCCAGGUGCCGUCAUUGGCAUAGCCAGAGAGAUGCAGCCGGUGUACAGGCACACAUUCUGGCAGUUCCGCCAUGAGAACCCCAAGACACGGGUUGGGGGCCCUCCCCCUGAGGGGCUCCCUGGCUUCAACAGCGGAGUGAUGCUGCUGAACCUAGAGGCCAUGCGCCAGUCCCCAGUCUACAGCCGCCUGCUGGAGCCGGCGCGGGUGCAGCAGCUCGCUGACAAGUACCACUUCCGAGGCCAUCUCGGGGACCAGGACUUCUUCACCAUGAUUGGUAUGGAGCACCCUGAGCUCUUCCACGUGCUGGACUGUACCUGGAACCGGCAGCUUUGCACCUGGUGGAGGGACCAUGGCUACAGUGAUGUCUUUGAGGCCUACUUCCGGUGUGAGGGCCACGUCAAGAUCUACCACGGGAACUGCAACACGCCUAUCCCUGAGGACUAGUGCAUCCCUGCCUGCCACUCCCUCAGGGCCUCUGGGUCUGGAGGAAGGAAAGGGCCACCUCUGGGACAGGCCCCCAGGGCAGUGGGUGAACUCCUACAGAGGCACUGCAGGGCCGUCCUUUGUGACCCAGGUGCUGUAGACCUCCCAUCCCAUGGGCUGCUGUCCUGGGGCCACCCAGUGAGGGUGGCCUGCAGAUUGCUGGUCCUUGGGACCUUUUUACUCCAGGGCACAGGGCAUCAUGAAGGACAGUUAAUAGCUGGAAGACAGUGCAUCUGAAGAGAAGGAAGGAAAGAGAAAGAUACCCCUUGCCUCCAGUCCCCAAGGAAUGAAAACCCUUUAAAGAACUAGCCUUUCUUGGACCAAAAAAGAAACCUAAUUUAAAUUGACAGGUUUUCAUCAUUUUGCAAGAAAGAAUAAACCGUACUGCUGUAGCUCCUGGUGAAUUCUAAAUGAGCAAGACGGAUUUUACCAACCAGCCCAGAGCUUAAGCAUCCAAGUGAAUGCAAUGCCAUCCUUCACGUAUGCUGUAGGAGGCUGUGUACGUAUUCCCAGGAGCCUCAUAUUGCUUGACGUAGGUUUAAAGACCCCCACCUCUUGGGAGGGUCUUCAGGGCCAGCCUGUGGCCCACGUAAGAACUGUUGUAAUUAUUUUAGGAUUCAUAGUAUUUCUUUUAUCCCCCAGCUGUACCUCAGAACCCUACUACCCCUUAUUCAUCCAAGCCGGCUCUUGUAACCAGACCGUGCCCAGAAAUCAAACUUGCCACCCCAAGGACAUGUAAUAGAAUUCCCUGGCCUGGGAAGACUCAUCCCAAAGAGGAGCCAAGCAAUCCAUGAGUGCCACCAUGGGGGCUUGGAAGAGGGUGUUGCUCCUCGGUGUAUCAGCAUUCUAUUCCGUGUUUAAAAAAACCAGCCUUGUUACUUUUUUUUUUUCACCAUGUCAGACUCUAUAUCUUAGUAGAAGUUAGAGUGUCAUUUCUUGCUUUCUUCUUUUUGGUCCAUUUUGUAUAGUCCAGCUGAGGUCCUUGGCGGGGAGAAAUGUCAUUGUAUGUUUAUUUUACGGGCGGUCCCCAGAUUAUGAAUGAGUUCUGUUUCUAAAUCUGUCUUUAAGAUGAAUUUGUACUUAAGUUGGAACAGUUAUGUACAGUUUGUAUCUAACAUCAGUUAGCCAAAUGUUUGUCUCAGUAUAUAGCAUAUUGUGUACCUUUCUAUGCAUAAAAAUCAUUGAAGAAACACUUCAGAUACACCAAAACAUCUUUAACAUAAUAAUAUGGUAAUAAUAAUAAUGUUUUGAUGUGUGUCUCAAAAUAUCGCCCAUUUGUUAUUAUGAACCAUCGUACAUACCUCGAAUUUUUAACAUAACAGGCUUUACAGGGAUUGGUUAGUAACUAUGGGUUGUAUGUGAUUUGUACGUAAGUUGGACAUUCGUAACCCGGGGACUGCUUAUAUUUUAUUUCAAUUUCAUUUACCUUUUCAAUUUCUUUUCACCAUGAAUGAGAAUAGCUAAUAAAUAACCUUUGAGAACACAAUGACUUAUGUUGUUUGUUUAUGAUGUUUGUUCUCUGAUCACAGCAUGAAGGUUCUGAACCAAGCUUCUAAUCAAUGUCAGUCAGGCUUCCUCGUCGUCACGUGAUCAAGCUAAGGCGCUCACAGCAGGUCUUUAAGGACCAUAAGGGCGAGUGUCUGGAAGGAUAUCGGGGAGGGUAGUGUUGUUGUAGGCUGAAGGUAGAGAAUCGUUGCAUACUAGGUAUCCACAGGGCCAUCUUGCCCUGUGGACAAUGACCCCAUCCUUCCAUCCUUUUUCAUUCCUUUUGCCCAAAACCAUCCAGUUACAUCAUCCCCUUAUCAAGUGGAGCCCGUUUCUCUCUUAAGUCUCUGCUAUGACAGAACCAGUCUGUUCUCUUAAUUAUUUGAUUCCCUAUUUGUAGCUACCGAUUAUUGAAUGCCAACUAUGUGCCAAGCAUUAUCCUGGGGGCUUUAUAUACACUACCAGUACCACUCAUAAAAACAUCAUGAAGGUAACUCAAAUUCUAGCAUUUAUUGUUAGAAAAUAGUAAGAGACUGAGUCAUCUACUGCACUGUUCACCAUGGUAUUUUUAUAACAGAAAAAAAUUUGAAAGCAACUUGAAGUAUUGAAUAGGGAAGUGGAUAAAUAAUGUAUGUUACAUCUGUAUAAUGGAAUACUUUAGGUGGCCAUUAAAAGUCAUUUUUUAUUGUGCUUUAAGUGAAAGUUUACAAAUCAAGUUAGUCUCUCAUACAAAAACUUAAACACACCUUGCUAUGUACUCCCAGCUGCUCUCCCCCAAUGAGAUAGCAUACUCCUCCUCUCCACUCUGUAUUCCCUGUGCCCAUUCAGCCAGCUCCUGUCCCCCACCCCCUGCACCCCAGGGCUUCUCAUCUUGCCUCCAGACAGGAGCUGCCCACAUACUCCUCACCAGUAUCAUUUUCUGUCUAAUAGUCCAGUCCAAUCCCUGUCAGAAUAGUUGGCUUUGGGAAUGGUUCCAGUCUUGGACUAACAGAAGGUCCGGGAACCAGGACCUCUGGGGUCCUUCUAGUCUCAGCCAGACCAUUAAGUCUUGUCUUUUUGUGAGAAUUUGAGGUCUGCAUUCCACUGUUCUCCUGCUCCAUCAAAGAUUCUCUGUUGGGUUCCCUGUCAGGGCAAUCAAUCAUCGGUUGUAGCUGGGCACCAUCUAAUUCUUCUGGCCUCAGGCUGAUGUAGUCUCUGAUUUAUGUGGCCCUUUCUGCGUCUUAGGCUCAUAAUUACCUUGUGUCUUUGGUGUUCUUCAUUCUCCUAAAAGUCAUAUUUUUAAGACUAUUUAAUGCUUUGGGAAAUGCUAUGGUAUGUUAUUAAGAAUCUAAAAUAUGAAAUUAUAUGUAUAGUAUGAUCCUAAUUUUAUUUUUUUUUAAUUACAUAUAUCUGUGUGUGUAUACACAUACAUAUACAUGUAUGUGUGUGUGUAUAGAGAGCAAGGGAGCAAACCUAUUCUACUAUAUUCCAAUAGUUGAACUCCUGAGAAACCAUGUGUUUCAAACACUGAGUUAUAAAAACAAUUAUUUUAAUGGGGAAAAAAGUGGGUUAAAGGCUAGAAAAUUUUAGGCUCACAAUAAUAAACAUAUUUUUUCCUGCAAUAAUUUCAGUAAUAAAGAGUUUCUAUAGCUUUAAGUGUAUUUUGUUAUUGCCAGGAAAAAAGGCCAAGUGCUAAACAAAGUCUCCUUGUAUACUUUUGAGAUCACCCACCCCGGAGCUUCCCCUUCUUCCACCACCAGUGACCUUGACCUUCCAGCUCCAUGGUAAAUGGCAAAAUAAUACUCCACAGGAAAUCUAACCAGACCAGCAAGGCAACUGUGUGAUCCUGUGCUUUUCCUCAAACAGUUCUUGACAAAUCUUGGGUAUACCGGUUCCUUAUUGGGGUUCUGUUAAAAAUCAGUGUAAUGCAAACAUAAUCAAUUAUGUUUCAUUUUGCCCUAUGAAAGCUAGAACAGAAGUCUGAAAAUAGAGCAUUUCUGUGUACUAGGAUUAAGUUUUUUUUUUU